GUGGCGGGCGGAGGGAGCCAGCGAGCGGACAGGCAGGGGGCGGUAGCAGCGGCAGCCGCCUGGCUGGCUGGUGUGUCGCUCGGCUUCUGCGGACGCGCUCGGGAACUAUCGGAUUAAACUUGAAUCGAGUGAAAUUACACAAAGGAGGGAAGCGGAUCCGGGACCCGGUGGAAACCUCGAGGACCCUCAGUGACCCCCUGGCCGGCCCGGAUCAGGGGUUUCCGCCCGCCUCGCUUUGAUUGCCCGGCCGAAACCAACUCCCGGUGCGUGUGCGCCUGUGUGGGUCUCUUCUCUCCGCGCUUGCUUGCUUGUUUGUUUGUUUGCGGGGAAGAGGUGCUCCCGGGCGCCCCGGCUCUCCUCGCCCCCUACUCCGCUUCCGAAGACGGCGGCGAGCCCAUCCCGACCCGAUCAUCCUGUGUAACGGAGACAAAAAAAUCAUAGUGACUAUGACUCUAGCAGCAUGGGUAGCUGAUUUAUCCCAAUUAUAAAGCCAGUUAGUUUGCAGUAAUGUGAUAUGCAGAGACCACAACUUGCAUCAAGACUAUGAAAGUUCCCCCCAAAAAACUGGAUUGGUAACAAGCUGCCUAACACUCCAUGAUCCACAAAAUUAAGGAAAUAUGGAAUGACAUUAAGGCAUUUGGUUGAUGACUAAGGCUCUGAAGACAAACAUCUUGGUGAGGUGAAACACAAACUAGUAUUCUAGUUAUAAGGCACUGCAUGCUGCAACAAAGAUGGCAGAUCCAGGAAUGAUGAGUCUUUUUGGAGAAGAUGGGAAUAUUUUCAGUGAAGGACUGGAAAGCCUAGGUGAUUGCGGAUAUCCUGAAAAUUCAGUAAACUCUAUGGGGCAACAAAUGCCUAUUGAUCAAGGAUUUCCCUCACUACAGUCAUCCCUUCAUCAUCCUACAACCAGUCAAAAUCAAGCAAAGUUGACCCACUUCGAUCACUAUAAUCAGUAUGAGCAACAGAAAAUGCAUUUAAUGGAUCAGCCCAACAGAAUGAUGAGCAGUGCGCCUGGCAAUGGCAUAGCAUCUCCUCAUUCACAAUAUCACAAUCCUCCAGUUCCUCAUGGUGGAGGCACUGGUAGUCAGAUGGGAGUCUAUCCUGGUAUGCAAAAUGAAAGACAUGGACAACCCUUUGUAGAUGGCAGCUCUAUGUGGGGGCCAAGGGCAGUACAUGUGCCAGACCAGAUACGGGCACCAUACCAGCAGCAGCAACCACCACCUGCCCAGCCACCUUCAACACCAUCGGGACCACAGGGACAGGGACAUCCUCAGCAUAUGCAGCAGUUGGGAAAUUACAUGGCUCGUGGUGACUUUUCAAUACAGCAGCACGGUCAACCCCAGCAACAGAGGAUAAAUCAGUUUUCUCAAAGCCAGGAAGGUCUAAAUCAGGGAAAUCCUUUUAUUACCACCUCAGGACCUGGCCACAUGUCUCAUGUGCCCCAACAGAAUCCAAGCAUUGGGCCUUCUUUACGACACUCAGUGCAACAGUUUCAUCAUCAUCCCCCCACAGCUCUCCAUGGAGAAUCAGUAGCCCACAGUCCCAGAUUCUCUUCCAACCCUCCUCAACAGGGUGCCGUUAGGCCACAAACACUUAAUUUUAGUUCUCGGGGCCAGACAGUACCUUCACCUACUAUAAACAGCUCAGGGCAGUAUUCUCGUUAUCCUUACAGCAACAUAAAUCAGGGAUUAGUAAACAAUACAGGGAUGAAUCAAAAUUUAGGCCUUACAAAUAACACUCCAAUGAAUCAGUCUGUACCAAGGUACCCAAAUGCCGUAGGGUUUCCAUCUAACAGUAGUCAAGGACUAAUACACCAGCAGCCCCUUCACCCUAGUGGCUCACUUAACCAAAUGAACACUCAAGCUAUGCACCCAUCACAGCCUCAGGGAACUUAUGCUUCUCCACCUCCCAUGUCACCUAUGAAAGCAAUGAGUAACCCAGCAGGUACUCCUCCACCACAGGUCAGACCUGGUAGUGCUGGAAUACCAAUGGAAGUUGGCAGUUAUCCAAAUAUACCACAUCCUCAGCCAUCUCACCAGUCAUCUAGUGCCAUGGGAAUUGGACAGAGGGGUAUGGGCCCUCGGAAUAUACAACAGAAUCGUCCAUUCAUGGGUAUGUCUUCAGCACCACGGGAAAUGGGUGGUCACAUGAGACCAAAUGGUUGUCCAGGUGUUAGCCUUGCUGAUCCACAAGCAAUACAAGAACGAUUAAUAUCUGGUCAGCAGCAUCCCAGUCAGUCAUCUUUUCAACAGCAAAUGCCAACAUGUCCUCCCAUGCAGCCUCAUGCGGGAAUUCAUCAUCAGUCUUCACCACCACCACCACAUUCUCACCAUCAGCCUUGGGCACAGCUUCACCAAUCACCACAGAACACACCGCAAAAAGUGCCUGUCCUUCAGCAUUCUCCAUCAGAACCCUUCCUAGAAAAACCAGUGCCAGACAUGUCUCAGGUUAGUGGACCGAAUGCCCAGCUCUUGAAAAGUGAUGAUUACCUUCCCUCAAUUGAGCUACAACCACAGCAGAAGAAAAAGAAAAAGAAAAACAAUCAUAUUGUUGCAGAAGGUUCCAGCAAAGGAUUUGGUAAGGAAGGCUUUCCUAGUGGUCUUGAUAACCAAGAUCCUACCAGAAAAGCCCUAGAAAGCUCCCAGGAAGAAAAAAAGAAAAAAAAGAAACCGAAGGUGAAAAAGGAUCCGAAGGAUUUGAAGGAACCCAAGGAGAAGAAGGAGCCUAGGGAACCCAAGACACCCAAAACCCCCAAGAUCCCCAAAGAGCCAAAGGAGAAGAAAGUAAAACACACUACACCAAAACCCAAGACCAGCAAAAAAGCAAGUAACAAGAAAGCAGAAUCAGAAUCUAAUGCAGUGAAGAAAAAGGUCAACAAGGGAAAGGAAGGUUCUGAAAACUCAGAUGUGGAAAAAACACCACUAGGAUCACCACAUCCUGAAGAGGAAGAUGAUGCAGGAAUUCAGAAGAGGCGUUCUAGCAGGCAAGUUAAAAGAAAGCGUUAUACAGAAGACUUGGAAUUCAAGAUUUCUGACGAAGAAGUUUAUGAUGCAGAUGCUGCUGGAAGAAAUUCCCCUUCAAAUAACUCUCAAUCCGAACAACAGGAAUCUUCUGAUGCUGAAGGUCCUGUGGUAGAAAAAAUUUUGAGUAGCCGCAUAAUCAAGAAACAGAUGGAGAAUGGAGAAGAGACACAAUCAGAAGAAUUCUAUGUAAAAUAUAAAAACUUUUCUUACCUCCACUGCCAAUGGGCAUCUGUGGAAGUACUGGACAAAGACAGGAGAAUUCAACAGAAGAUUAAAAGAUUUAAAGCAAAGCAGGCUCAAAAUAAAUUCCUUUCAGAGAUAGAUGAUGAACUUUUUAAUCCAGAUUAUGUUGAAGUUGACCGAAUAAUGGAUAUUUCACAUAGCAAAGAUGAUAAUGGAGAGCCUAUGACUCAUUAUUUGGUGAAAUGGUGUUCACUUCCAUAUGAAGACAGCACAUGGGAAUUAAAGCAAGACAUAGAUCAAGCUAAGAUUGAAGAAUAUGAGAAACUAGUGGCUAGGGAGCCAGAAACAGAACGUGUGGAGCGACCUCCUGCUGAUGACUGGAAGAAAUCAGAAUGUUCCAGAGAAUAUAAAAACAACAACAAACUCAGGGAAUACCAGUUGGAAGGAGUAAACUGGCUUCUUUUCAACUGGUACAACACACGCAACUGCAUUUUAGCAGAUGAAAUGGGAUUGGGAAAAACUAUCCAGUCCAUUACAUUUCUCUAUGAGAUAUAUUUAAAAGGAAUCCAUGGUCCAUUUUUGGUUAUUGCCCCAUUGUCUACAAUCCCCAAUUGGGAAAGAGAAUUCCGUACCUGGACAGAGUUGAAUGUUGUUGUGUAUCAUGGGAGCCAAGCCAGUCGAAGGAUGAUUCAGACAUAUGAAAUGUACUUCAAAGACCCACAGGGUCGUGCAAUUAAAGGAUCAUACAGAUUUCAUGCCAUCAUUACAACAUUUGAAAUGAUUUUGACUGAUUGUCCUGAGCUCCGUAACAUUCCGUGGCGAUGUGUGAUCAUCGAUGAAGCUCAUAGGCUGAAGAACAGAAAUUGUAAGCUGCUAGAAGGUCUCAAAAUGAUGGACCUGGAACACAAGGUGCUUCUAACAGGGACUCCUUUGCAAAAUACUGUAGAAGAGCUUUUUAGUUUGCUCCAUUUCUUGGAACCAAGUCGUUUUCCUUCAGAAACCACUUUCAUGCAAGAAUUUGGUGAUCUAAAAACUGAGGAACAGGUUCAGAAACUUCAAGCAAUUUUAAAACCAAUGAUGUUAAGACGACUGAAAGAAGAUGUGGAGAAAAACCUGGCACCCAAGGAAGAAACUAUUAUUGAAGUUGAAUUGACAAAUAUUCAGAAAAAAUACUACAGAGCUAUUCUUGAAAAGAAUUUUGCAUUUUUGUCAAAAGGAGGUGGUCAAGCAAAUGUUCCUAAUCUGUUAAACACUAUGAUGGAACUGAGAAAAUGUUGCAACCAUCCAUACCUUAUAAAUGGUGCUGAAGAGAAAAUUUUGGAAGAGUUUAAAGAAACACACAAUCCUGACUCUCCAGAUUUUCAGCUCCAGGCAAUGAUCCAGGCUGCUGGCAAGCUAGUACUGAUUGACAAGUUGCUGCCAAAAUUGAAGGCUGGUGGCCACAGGGUGCUUAUCUUUUCCCAGAUGGUGCGCUGCUUGGACAUACUGGAAGACUACCUCAUUCAAAGACGAUAUCCUUAUGAACGAAUUGAUGGCAGAGUAAGAGGCAACCUUCGUCAAGCAGCUAUUGAUAGGUUUUCCAGACCUGAUUCUGACAGAUUUGUUUUUCUACUAUGCACAAGAGCAGGUGGCUUGGGGAUUAAUCUUACAGCUGCUGAUACCUGCAUUAUUUUUGAUUCAGAUUGGAAUCCUCAAAAUGAUCUUCAGGCUCAGGCUCGAUGUCAUAGGAUAGGACAGAGCAAAUCAGUGAAGAUCUACAGAUUAAUAACAAGGAAUUCUUAUGAAAGGGAAAUGUUUGACAAAGCAAGCUUAAAACUUGGUCUUGAUAAAGCUGUACUUCAAUCCAUGAGUGGAAGAGAGAAUGCUACAAAUGGGGUUCAGCAGCUCUCCAAAAAGGAAAUAGAGGAUCUUUUGAGGAAAGGGGCUUAUGGUGCUUUAAUGGAUGAAGAAGAUGAAGGAUCCAAAUUUUGUGAAGAGGAUAUAGAUCAAAUUCUUCUGAGACGGACACACACAAUCACAAUUGAGUCUGAGGGAAAAGGCUCCACAUUUGCAAAGGCUAGUUUUGUUGCAUCUGGUAACAGAACAGAUAUUUCUUUAGAUGAUCCUAAUUUCUGGCAGAAAUGGGCAAAAAAAGCUGAACUUGAUAUUGAAGCCUUAAAUGGAAGGAACAAUCUAGUUAUUGAUACUCCAAGAAUAAGAAAGCAAACUAGAUUAUACAGUGCAGUCAAAGAAGAUGAACUGAUGGAAUUUUCAGACCUCGAAAGUGAUUCUGAAGAAAAACCUAGCAUAAAACUUCGCAGGCCGCAGGACAAAUCCCAGGGAUAUGCAAGGAGUGAAUGCUUUAGAGUAGAAAAAAAUCUGUUGGUCUAUGGUUGGGGACGAUGGACUGAUAUCCUUCUACAUGGACGUUAUAAGCGUCAGUUAACUGAGCAAGAUGUGGAAACUAUUUGCCGAACUAUCCUUGUAUAUUGUCUCAAUCAUUAUAAAGGGGAUGAGAAUAUAAAAAGUUUUAUCUGGGAUUUGAUUACUCCAACUGCAGAUGGACAAACUCGGGCCUUAGUUAAUCAUUCUGGCUUGUCUGCUCCAGUGCCCCGGGGGAGAAAAGGCAAAAAAGUAAAAGCUCAGAGUUCACAACCAGUGCUUCAGAAUGCUGACUGGCUAGCCAGCUGUAAUCCAGAUGCCUUGUUUCAGGAGGACAGCUAUAAGAAACAUCUCAAACAUCACUGUAAUAAGGUCCUGCUGCGUGUCCGCAUGCUGUACUAUCUGAGGCAAGAAGUUAUAGGGGACCAAGCUGACAAGAUCUUAGAGGGUUCUGAUUCAAGUGAGAUUGAUAUUUGGAUUCCUGAACCAUUUCAUGCAGAAGUUCCUAUGGAUUGGUGGGAUAAAGAGGCAGAUAAAUCUCUUUUAAUUGGAGUGUUCAAACAUGGCUAUGAGAAAUACAAUUCUAUGAGAGCAGACUCUACUCUAUGUUUUUUGGAACGAGUUGGCAUGCCUGAUGCCAAGGCCAUUGCUGCUGAGCAGAGAGGGACAGAUCUAUUAACAGAUGGUGGCGAUGGAGGUGAUUUUGAUAGAGAAGAUGAAGACCCGGAAUAUAAACCAACCAGAAUUCCAUUCAAGGAUGAAAUUGAUGAAUUUGCAAACUCACCUUCUGACAAGGAAGAAUCUCUAGAACUCCAUGCGGGCAAGCACAGUGAAAAUAGUGCUGAUUUUGGUCAGCACUACUGGCCAAGCACUUCAACCCUGACUACUCGCUUGCGCCGUCUCAUUACUGCCUAUCAACGCAGUUAUAAAAGGCAACAAAUGAGGCAGGAAGCACUAAUGAAAACUGACCGGCGUCGACGGCGACCUCGUGAAGAAGUGAGAGCACUGGAAGCAGAAAGAGAAGCUAUAAUAACAGAAAAACGUCAAAAGUGGACAAGAAGAGAGGAAGCAGAUUUUUAUCGUGUUGUAUCUACUUUUGGAGUUAUUUUUGACCCUAUAAAGCAACAGUUUGAUUGGAACCAGUUCAGAGCUUUUGCCAGACUUGAUAAGAAAUCUGAUGAAAGUUUGGAGAAGUACUUCAGUUGUUUUGUAGCUAUGUGCAGGCGAGUGUGUCGAAUGCCAGCCAAACCAGAUGAAGAACCUCCUGAUCUUUCUACUAUGAUUGAGCCUAUCACUGAAGAACGUGCUUCUAGAACUUUGUAUCGUAUAGAACUCUUGAGAAAAGUCCGAGAGCAGGUUCUCCAUCACCCACUAUUGACAGAGAGGCUAAAAUUGUGUCAGCCAAGUUUGGAUUUACCAGAAUGGUGGGAGUGUGGCAAACACGAUAAAGAUUUAUUGAUUGGAGCUGCUAAACAUGGAGUCAGCAGGACAGAUUAUCACAUUCUAAAUGAUCCUGAACUUUCUUUUCUUGAUUCUCAUAAAAAUUUUGCUCAAAAUAGAGGUGCUGGUAAUCUAACUACCAUAUCUCUAUUAAAUCCACUGGGUGUUUGCUGUGGUCAGUCAAUGUCUAUUAUCCCAACCUCACUAGUACAAGAUGAAAAACCUAUAGAACAAGCUGAGGUUAAAGUGGAAGGAGCUGAAAAAGUACCAGCCAAAGAAAAGUCUGGCAAUAAGGAGGAAGAGGAGGAAGAGGCAGCAGAUGUUGCAUUAAAAAGUGAUGAGGAGGAGGAGGCUGAGGUUGAGGUUGCUCCUGUAAAAUGUGAAAUAAAAGAUACAGAACUGACUACAGAAGUUGAUCCUAAAUCACUUUCUGAAAAAGGUUCAGAAGAUGAUGAAGAAGAAAAACUUGAUGAUGAUGACAAGUCAGAAGAAUCUUCACAACCUGAAGGAAUGAUUUCUCGGGGUAAGAAUUUUGAUGAAGAAAGCAAUGCAUCCCUGAGCACUGCAAGAGAUGAAACGCGUGAUGGAUUUUAUAUGGAAGAUGGAGACCCAUCAGUAGCCCAGCUGCUUCAUGAAAGAACAUUUGCUUUUUCUUUUUGGCCUAAGGAUCGAGUAAUGAUCAACCGAUUAGACAGCAUCUGUGAAGCAGUGCUGAAGGGAAAGUGGCCAGUAAAUAGACGCCAGAUGUUUGAUUUCCAGGGGCUUAUACCGGGGUAUACACCAGCAGCUGUGGACAGUCCUCUACAGAAAAGAAGCUUUGCUGAACUCUCCAUGGUUGGUCAGGCCAGCAUCAGUGGCAGUGAAGAUGUCUCUGUGUCGCCUCAGUUAUCUAAGGAAGAUGUACUCAAUUUAUCAGUUCCACGUCAGCGGAGGAGGCGGAGGAGGAAAAUUGAAAUUGAGGCUGAAAGGGCAGCCAAGAGGAGAAAUUUAAUGGAAAUGGUUGCCCAAUUGCGAGAAUCACAGAUUGUCUCUGAAAAUGGGCAAGAAAAAAUUGUAGACUUAUCAAAAGCCUCACGGGAGGCAACAAGUUCUACCUCAACUUUUUCAGCUGUUCCUUCAAAGUUUCUGUUAUCUACCGUUUCGACACCAGUAUCUGAUGCCUUUAAAAGUCAAAUGGAGCUGCUACAAGCAGGCCUUUCUCGCACACCCACAAGACAUCUGCUAAAUGGUUCCUUAAUUGAUGUCGAGCCACCCAUGAAAAGGAGAAGAGGAAGAAGGAAAAACGUAGAAGGUCUUGAUCUUUUAUUUAUAAGCGGCAAGCAAGCAUCUCUGACAACAGAAGAUGCAGAAGUGACCAAAGUGUUUGAUGAAGAAAUGGAACCUCCUCCAGCAAGAAACAUUCCAUCUCCUGGGCAACUGGAUCCUGAUACUCAUAUUCCUGUCAUUAAUAUAGAAGAUGGGACCAGACUAGUGGGAGAAGAUGCACCUAAAAACAAGGAUUUAAUUGAAUGGCUUAAACUGCAUCCCAUGUAUACUGUUGAUAUGCCAAGUUAUGUACCAAAGAGUGCAGAUGUGCUGUUUUCCCCAUUUCAGAAACCGAAGCAAAAACGGCACAGAUGUCGAAAUCCUAAUAAAUUGGAUAUUAACACCUUAACUGGAGAAGAGAGGGUUCCUGUUGUAAAUAAACGGAAUGGGAAGAAGAUGGGUGGUGCUAUGGCCCCACCAAUGAAAGACUUGCCAAGAUGGCUGGAAGAAAAUCCAGAAUUUGCUGUUGCUCCAGAUUGGACUGACAUUGUGAAGCAGUCUGGUUUUGUUCCAGAAUCCAUGUUUGACCGUCUUCUCACAGGUCCCGUGGUGCGGGAAGAGGGUGCAAGCAGAAGAGGGAGAAGGCCAAAAAGUGAAAUUGCCAAAGCAGCUGCAGCAGCUGCUGCUGUAGCUUCAACAUCGGGAAUUAACCCACUGAUAAUGAACAGUCUGUUCGCUGGAAUGGAUCUCGCAAGCCUUCAGAAUUUACAAAACCUACAAUCUCUCCAACUUGCAGGUCUCAUGGGCUUCCCUCCAGGACUGGCGACAGCUGCUGCUGCUGCUGGAGGUGAUUCUAAAAAUCCAGCUGCUAUGCUGCCUCUUAUGUUGCCAGGUAUGGCAGGGUUGCCCAAUAUGUUUGGACUAGGUGGAUUGUUGAAUAACCCAAUAACAGCUGCUUCUGGAAACACCACUAUGGCUUCCAGUCAAGGAGAAAGUGAAGAUGGCACUUCAAAAGUAGAAGAAAAGAAGAACGAGAAUGAAGAGGACAACAAAGACUCUGAGAAAAGCACAGACGUUGUUUCAGCUACUGACUCUGCAAAUGGAUCUGUUGGUGCAACUGCUGCUGUGGCCUCUGCUACCACCACAAGCAACACUGGAUUGCCUGCCAACCCUCUAACCUUCAAUCCUUUCCUUCUGUCAACGAUGGCCCCUGGUCUGUUUUACCCUUCUAUGUUUCUACCUCCGGGAUUGGGAGGAUUGACACUACCUGGUUUCCCAGCAUUAGCGGGACUUCAGAAUGCAGUGGGCUCCAGUGAAGUGAAGGUUACGGAUAAAACUGAAGAAGCUGCCUUUAAAGAUGAAGAAAAUCUAGAGGGCAGCGAUGCAGAGGAGAGCCUUGAUAAAACUGCAGAUUCCUCUGCUUUAGAAGAUGAAAUAGCACAGGGUGAAGAAUUAGACUCACUUGAUGGGGGGGAUGAAAUAGAAAACAAUGAAAAUGAUGAAUAAGCAGUACAAGUUACUGUUCAAGUGUUUUAAACUUUUGACAAGUGGUAGUCCUACUGUUUACACUCACAGUUAAUGUCCAUACUUAGUUUUAUAAGCUGUUCUGUAACAUAGUGUAGCAAACAAAAAGUCAUGUUAUACAGAUGAGUCAAAAGGUAUCUUGGUCAUUAAGUAUUGUGCAGUGCAUUAUUUAUUAUCCCUAGAAGAGAUGAAAUGGAGAGGUGACCUUAUCUUUUUAAGGAAAUUGAUAUAAUGCUCUGCUUUUUUUCCUUUUGGUACCAUUGGUAUUAUAAAGCAGCAACUUGUAAUAGAGUGGCACUAAAUAGAAGGAAGUGCUGCUGAAAGGAAGUAUGAAGUUAUAUAUUUAAUUAUUAAUUUUUAAUUUUUUGCUGUGAAGGUCAAGAUAUUUUAACAUGCAUAUCAUUCUUACAUAUCAUUUUGACUGUAUGGAAGUUCACUCGUGCACAAAUGUGCACAUGCACACCCACACAUAUAUACACACAUUCUCUGACAAUCUCCAUGAUAGUGUGAAUGUCUCUCUGUCUUGAGACACAGCAAUAAUAAGGCAGCUGUUGAAUGUGAAGAGUACCUUUUGGAAAUUACCCAUUGAAAAGGUUCUUGCAGGAUAAAACUACAGUUAAAUCGUCUCGUGAUUUUGUAAUGCACUGGUAAAACAAUUUUUUUUAAAAAUCAGGUACCUUUUUAAAUUAAAGGACUUUGUUACUUUAGCCACAAAGCUAAACAGAUUACCUCAACUCUAAAGUAGCCUUGAAGUUUACAGACAUGACUUUGUAAAUGUAUUUGUUUUUCUUUUUUUGUGAUGUCUUUUUAUUCCCCCCACCCCCACCUUGGAAAUUGCUAUCAUGUAAGAUAAGAUGUAAAUUGCUGCCAACUGUAGUAAUGAUGCUUUUAAUAAAAGUGACUCAUGAUAUGUAAGGUGUAAUUCCUAGAAUAUAGUGAUCACAACUGAUUCAUGCUCAACAGAAACAAAUAUAUCACUGCAGUCUUCCCCCUGUAUCUUUCUUUACCAGCUUUUCUAUCUCCAAAUAUACUAAAUUAGUAGUCUAGGAAAAGACAAGGAAAAAAAACCUGAAUUAUACUCGUAUUGUUCAACCCUUAGUGAAGCUUCAGAAAGAUGCACAAAGACCUGCAUUACUCCCUCAACAUAUUUUCAAAUGUGUUCUGUGUGUGAUAAUGUGGUACAUUAAAGAACAAAAGGGUAAAAGAAAAAUGAGGCUUUGAUAGGCAUGAUAUCUAGGUCAUUUAUCCUUGGUUAAUGGGUAGAAAAACACAAUACUGUAGUUUGAGGAAGGAACAUAAAGGCACUGUGGUGGGCUGUAGAUUAAUGUCUGUGAUGCUAGAAAGCCCUGUCAAACAUCCUACAGGAAACUAAAACUGACCCACUUUAUAGAACACCUAAGCUGCUUCUGAAAUGCUGCUGGUUUGCACCUUUUUAUGACCUUGGAUAAUGUAGCUUUUGAGAGUUAUGCCUUCACAGUGCUGUCACCAAAAUGAACAUAUAGCAACCCUGCCAUGAAGUUAAAGAGGUAGGCAUUUCACCUUGGAAAGAAGAAAGAGAAUUCACCAGGAUGCUCAGUUCCAUUUAGAUCAAUCCUUUAGACUACUUGAGAAUACUGUAAUAAUUAUCAGGAGAACAAAAAUAAUCAUUUACGCUAGCUGUGUAUAUUUCUUUAGUUCUGCUAAUAGUUGCUAAUAAAGUUUAAUGAGACUAUUUUUAAAAUAACCAGUUCAGUUAGAAUUGAGUGUGGAGAGUGAAAGUGUUGCCAUAAACAAUGAAAAUAAAAUAAUGAACAGCUAGUAACUAAAUAUUGUAAGACUGAAAGAUAUGAAUUGCUUGAGUUAGUCCAGAUCAAAAUGUCAUGUUACCUCCAUUUCAAUAGAUCAGAGUAGCUAAUACAGGUCAGGAUUUUUUUUUCUUCGUACAUGCAGUGGACUGUAUGUGUUGUUAUUGCCUGUCAAACUCACAUACGGUGUCUGUUAUAAAAUUCUAGAAACCAACAGAGGGCCAUCAAUCUGAUUGGGAGUGGCAUGCCUUGUAUCUAUUCAUAUCUACCUGCUAAAUUUUCACUAAUGGCUUAUUUUCAACAAACUAUAGAGUUUAUGGCAAAAGUAACACUAUAAAAUAUUAUUUGUCUUUGCAUAAUUUAAAGCAUUCUGUUUUAUACUGGCAGAAAGUAAUUUAAUGAAGGUUAAUGAUAUCCCUGGGGAAAGGAGUUUUAAUUGUCAAGAGCAAAGGCAAUUAAAAAAUGGGCACAUGCACUAUCUGUCUAUAGAACAUUUUAUUUCUGGCUACUGUGUCCAUUUCUAAACUCUACAACUUGUCUUACAAUGGCCUAAGUUGUCAGUACAAAAUAGGUCUCUGCCUAUUUUAUUAAUAAAUAGUAUUUUUUUUAAAAAAACACCAAACAUCUGUGAGAAGACUUUUUUCAUGUAGCAAGUACAAAGAGGCCAUCCUUUCUGUUGGAAAAUCAAGUGAAACUAUAGGUCCAUGUUUAAUGAAAAGAAUGUUUUGGUUCCAUUGCAAAAAGAUUUCAUACAGAAAAUUUAUGGUAUAUAUUUAUUUUUGCAUAUAUAUUAUAUGCAUAAUUUUCCACUUUUCCUUCUUGGACAUGUGCAUAGAGGAAGCGGUCUGGACAUCAGUUUUCUUACAGUGCUGUCUGCUAGUAUGCAGGAUCAUAGAUCACUUGCAUAGACCAAUAUCAAAUAGAUCAGAGGUGUCAAACUUGCAUCAUCACGGUGGUGGCGUGACAUACAACUUUUCCCCUUUGCUAAACUGGGUGUGGGCGUGGCUAGUGUGUGAUGCAUCCGGCCCACAGGCUGCAAUUUUGACAGCCCUGAAAUUAGAUACAUAGAAGGCAAACACCAAAAGUGCCUUACAUACUUCCGUACAUAUAUUUGUAUGGCAGGCAAGAGAAGCAAUACUAUUGAACUCCACAGAACAUCCUUUUACAUACCCAUCUCCAAAAUUUACAUCAAUAAUUUAUAAUGUUACCUUAUUUGUUUGAAAUCUAAGCAAAAAACAUGGGAAAAGCAAAGCAAAGGAAGACUGGAAUGAUGUGGACAGUAGGUAGCAUUCUAGCCUAUGAGUGUCCAAUGGCUCAGUUCACCCAUCAGCUAUUGAUUAAUAAAAACUGGCCAUGUGGAUAAGUGGAUCUUUAGCAGAAGUGUAGAAAUUUUGAGAUAAGGGAAAAUGAGAUACAGUAGAUUUUCUAGCAUUGCUUUAUCUCUUAAAUUUAUUUAGAAAUUAAAGAAACAUCUUGUGGUAGAAGGGUUUAAAUAUGAAAAAGGCUGUUUCAGAAUUGCUGAUUCUGAAGUUUGAUAUGCAGUUUUGGCAUGGAACGACCAGAAAUUGAAAAGAAAUCCAUCCCUGUAGAAUAAUUAAACUUAACAAUAUAUUCCAAUAUUGACUUACUAAAAUUGUAGUGUCUAAUUUGCCAAUUCACUCUAAAUAAUUUCCAGAUUGGAAUCAUUUUUUUAAUAAACUAUGCAACCAAAAUGAAUUAGCUAUCAAUAUGGAGGUACAAAUCUGUAUAAUUGGCAUAGAUUAUUACAGUACUUGCAAUUUGAUUACAAAUUUGGUUUCAGUGGUAUCAGUUUACUACUCAUAUGCUACAAAGCUUAUGUAUAAGAAUUUGGGCAGAAGUAUUUUUUAAAUAAAGGAAGUAAGUUCAUGCUUUACAAAAUCACAUUUUGGUAUGGAAUGUAGGGAUGGGAGUGUGCAUGUGUGAAAAUACUCAUCUUUUAGUACUGAGUACCGUGUAUAUUAUAUGUACUAAGGAAGAAAAUACAAAAUUAUUUGUACUAAAUCUAUUCUGAUACCUUUUCCCCCUAAAAAAUAACCGCAAGGAGGGGAAUGGUAGUGUUUGGAUAGGAACAGUUCUCAGAGAUAAGUAGUUUAACCAAUUGCCUUGAACCAUUUUUUUUCUCGUGAAAAUCACCCUACUGAUCAAUU
This is a messenger RNA of Ahaetulla prasina, 13728 nucleotides long. RefSeq names its product chromodomain helicase DNA binding protein 7 (gene CHD7). The coding region runs from base 732 to 9758 and encodes 3008 amino acids. The transcript is spliced from 40 exons. Gene Ontology annotation, molecular function: ATP-dependent chromatin remodeler activity; protein binding; ATP binding. NCBI's taxonomy places the organism in Eukaryota, Metazoa, Chordata, Lepidosauria, Squamata, Colubridae. The record is from RefSeq and is a predicted model, not a curated record.